GGUCUGUCCUCCGCCUCCUCCCUCCUCCUCACGACUCUGUAGCACCCAGCAGCCAGCAGCCAUUCAUCCAGCGUGUGCUGAAGCGGCAGCAGUGUCGUUGUAGCCCCGGAGAGCAGCGAUGUUUUCCUGCAGAGCAGCCUGGCAGAGGUGUGGGCCUUUGGCACGGAGAGCAGCCUACAGGUUGCCCCGGGAUGUUGUGCAGCGGCGGCAGAUGUCAUCGGUUCCUGGUGGUUCUGGGGAGAACAUACUCUACACCCUGCUGUGUGGUGGAGCCUUCGUUGGUGCUGUGUCAUACGCGGUCAGCACUGUGACCACAGACCACGCCCGGUUCAAUGAUCGCAUUUCAGAAAUCAAAGCCAGACCCAAGACAGAGUGGGUACCUAAACCAUGGCCACCCAAGAGGGCGGAUGAUGAAGAGGGAGAGGAGGAGGAGGCUGAGGCUGAGGCUGAGGCUGAGGCUGAGGAGACCAGUGAAGAGGCUGGUGGAGAGGCUGAAGCUGCUGAGGAGGAGGCCCCUGCAGCUGACGAUGGCGAAGCAGAAACUGUAGUGGAAGAAGUUGCAGAGGUCGUUGCAGAGGCUGCCGAGGUUGUCGCAGAGGUGGCUGAGGUCGUUGCCGAGGCUGCGCAGGAGGUGGAGGCGGUGGCAGAAGAAGUGGUCCAAGUAGCUGAAGCUGUUGAAGAGGCUGCCGAGGCCGUUGCAGAACCACCAGCUGUUGCUGCAGAGGAGCCCGAAAGCAACGUGUUGCUGGCUGCUGCCUCUACUGUAGAGGUGCCGAAGAUAGCUGAAGUAAGCGAAGGUUCGGUACCCGUUGCUGAAGAGCUCAAAGAGGAAGAGUCCCUGGCAUCACUGGAGGCAAAGCCUGUUGAAGAAAUGUCACCAGUAGAGGAAGCUGUUGCACUAGAUGAAGAGGCCCCUGCGCCAGUUGUCGAAGAGGCCCCUGCGCCAGUUGUCGAAGAGGCCCCUGCACCAGUUGUCGAAGAGGCCCCCGUGCCAGUUGUCGAAGAGGCCCCGGUGCCAGUUGAAGAGGCCCCUGCGCCAGUUGUUGAAGAGGCCCCCGUGCCAGUUGUUGAAGAGGCCCCGGUGCCAGUUGAAGAGGCCCCUGCACCAGUUGUUGAAGAGGUGCCAGUUGUCGAAGAGGCCCCCGCGCCAGUUGUCGAGGAGGCCCCCGCGCCAGUUGUCGAGGAGGCCCCCGCGCCAGUUGUCGAGGAGGCCCCCGCGCCAGUUGUCGAGGAGGCCCCCGCGCCAGUUGUCGAGGAGGCCCCCGCACCAGUUGUCGAGGAGGCCCUAGCAACAGUAGAGGUGGUGGCGGUAGUAGAAGAGACACCUGCACCAGUUGUUGAAGCUACAGCACCAGUUGUUGAAGUUGCCUCUGCACCAGUCGAACCUGAUGAUACAGCAGCUCUAGUUGAAGAACAAGUCACCACAACAGUUGUAGAAGCUGCAGCAGCCCCUGUUGCAGAAGUAGCCAGCCCUGUGGUGGAGGAACCAGCUGCAGCGCCUGCAGAGACCCCAGCAGAAGAUCCCAAGAGAGAGUUCAUUGUUGUGGUUUUGGAAGGAACCCCUAAAGCGGAUAAACAGGCCAAGGUUCUGGGAGUAGGGCCCAUGACUGGUAGAAUCAUCCCAGCUCCAGAAGAUGACGAUACCCCUGCUUCUGAGGGUAGGCGACGUCUUCUUAGGAUGCAAAUGCAGUAGUUCCAACUAAGUAAAUGGCUCCUGAAUGAAUACUCCAUUCUGCAGAAGAAGAGGAUGUGCCUUUCUCCUACACCUGCCCCCAGCCCCCCCACCCGAAGGACACAAAGGGACUAAUAUGUAGUUCCAGUGUAAGAUGACCGUAGUGUACAGCGCGUGGGACCAACAUAUUCAUGGUGCCCCUACAGCCCGAUUACUGUGACACUCCACUCUGACUUGCAUGUCUUCACUCCAUAGUCCUUACUGAGCCCAGUCAGUCAUUGAACACAUCCAUGGUUUCAUCUUUUAGCCACCUCACUCUUGUAACAACCUGUUACUGUUGAGGACAAACUGAGCCAUUCACCUCAUUGUUUCUUCUUGUGUCCUGCCUCAAAAAUUACUCCAGUGGAGACCUCGAUACCCCUCCCUAUAUCCUGUCAGCCCGGUCACUGCCCAGCCACUUGUGAUGUGAACCUACAGUGUUACAGGGCUCUUCUGAGUCACCAGCAUCCUUUACAGUACCCGACCUCAGGUUUUAUCCUCUGCUCCUCCUGAACUGUUGCUCUGGUUUAUCUUUUUUAUGAAGAAACACUUAGAACACACUAGCUCAGUAGCUACCUUGUUACCUCAGUUCUUUCUCUUGUCUUUUAAAUCACACCACAGACCUCCUCUUGAUGCUAUUGAAAUGUUACAGCUCCUAAGCAAACGACACAGUUGCUGAGCCACUAACCUCAACACAUUGUUAUUUCUUAGAAUUUGAUCACCAAGGCACCUUCUGCUGUGAGACUAAACACACUUGUUUCCCCUAAUGUUCAUCCUUAACAGUCAAACACACACACACUCUGCUGCACUGCUUUCUUUCCGUUAGAAUGCGUGUUUGGCCACACCCCAGUUGGCGAUGUCACAGCAGGUAUUUUCACUUGACAGCUGUUGGCUAACACCAGCUGUGACAUCAUGACGGGGGUGUGGCCAGAUAGGAAAUGUUUAGACCCAUAGAGGGUAGUGCACCAGGUGUUUUUUUUUUUCUUGUACAGAUUUAGCAUUGUUACCUUUUUAAGAUGAGUUUGUUCCUCCUUUUUUGCAGACAAUCUAAUGACUAUACAGUGAGUGUGAUAAGUACUAGAUACACCCUGAUAAUAUGUUGAAACCUCAUUUGCACCAUCCAUAUUCAAUCAUUAUCAAUGUCGGAAAUCCCUUCUUGCAUUCUAACUGUAUCCACAUCUCCUCCUUUCGUAAAUGAUGCUGAUUCAGAGAGAAGGGGUACUGGUUUUGCCAAGAUUGCGUCAUGGAACUUUGAGGACAAGAUGUUAGGUGGUUUGGGGAACACCUAAACAGGAUCAUGUUCUUUCACUGUUUUCUGUCUUUUGGGGAGCUUUUUGUUUUAGCUGUGUGGUUGUAAUUCUAAGGCUUGCAGCAAGUAUGAACGGUUGUGAUGCUGGUGUGACAUGAAAUGUGUGUGUCUGGGAAGUGUUGCAGUAUGUCUGAAGAAAGGUCUCCGUGUGAAAUAUAUCCACAGCUCUGUUGUACUGUCUUCCGUCAGUCCCUCUGUCAGAUUUUCUCCAUCUUCACUUUUGAAUUUCUGUCUUUCUUAGCUUGACAUAUGGUAUUUUGAAAUAGAUCAGAGCUGAGGGAAGAACUGAACUUAAUGUGAGUAGGUGUUUUAAAGAAAUUAGAUGUAAAAUGACGCUGUCCUUGGUGCUCAAAGGCACGUGUCUCUCAUAGGAUGUAAGUGAGAGUGGCUGUUUCACACAUGACUGUUUUUCUUGUUUUCGCAAAAUAAAGAGGGACUGAACUUGA
Molecule: messenger RNA, 3466 nt
Organism: Acanthopagrus latus (yellowfin seabream)
Lineage: Eukaryota; Metazoa; Chordata; Actinopteri; Spariformes; Sparidae
Exons: 8
Coding region: 119-1693 (524 amino acids)
Biological process (GO): anterograde axonal transport
Cellular component (GO): mitochondrion
Source: RefSeq, a predicted model, not a curated record